Dictyostelium purpureum is the source of this 1671-nucleotide messenger RNA. RefSeq lists its product as uncharacterized. Gene Ontology annotation, molecular function: RNA binding; ATP:3'-cytidine-cytidine-tRNA adenylyltransferase activity. The transcript has 3 exons. NCBI's taxonomy places the organism in Eukaryota, Evosea, Eumycetozoa, Dictyosteliales, Dictyosteliaceae. Gene Ontology annotation, biological process: tRNA 3'-terminal CCA addition. Bases 1 to 1671 code for a protein of 556 amino acids. The record is from RefSeq and is a predicted model, not a curated record.
AUGGAUAACGUUGUAAAUAGUGAGAAAAAGUUAAAAAAUAAAUUAGCAAUACCAAUUACAACAAUAAAGCAAGAUCACAAUAACUAUGAUAAAUGUUAUUUUCAUAAAGCAUCAUCAACCACAGAAAAUGAAAUCGAUAAUGACUAUUUUAAAAUCAAUGUAGGAAUCGACUCAAAUAAUGGUGAAAUUAAAUCAACCGAAAUCCAUCUAACAAAAUCCGAAGUAUUAUUAUUCCAAGAGUUAAUGCAUGUUGUACGUAAUAGUAAUUGUGGCACAACAUUAAGAGUUGCUGGUGGCUGGGUAAGAGAUAAAUUAAGAGGCGACGAUUCAAAUGACAUUGAUAUAACUUUAGAUAAUAUGAUGGGCGAAUCAUUUGCAGAAUUAGUAAACAAACAUUUAUCUGGUAAACAACAUCAAACCCACAGAAUUGGUGUAAUUCAAUCAAAUCCCGAGCAAUCAAAACAUUUAGAAACCGCAACUGUUAAAAUUUUCGACCUUUGGAUUGAUUUUGUAAACUUACGUUCUGAAACCUAUACUGAUAACUCAAGAAUCCCUGAAAUUAAAAUUGGUACACCAUUAGAAGACUCAUUAAGAAGAGAUUUAACUAUUAAUUCAUUAUUUUAUAACAUCAAUGAAAAUAAAAUUGAAGAUUUUACAGGAAAAGCAAUUACUGACUUGAAUUUGGGUAUUAUAAGAACACCAUUACCACCAUUAACCACAUUUUUAGAUGAUCCACUCAGAGUUUUUAGAUCAAUUAGAUUUGCAAGCAGAUUAUAUUUUAAAAUUGACCAAGAAUUAGUAGAGGCUGCAUCAAACGCAGUCGUUAAAGAAGCAAUCAAAUCUAAAAUUUCACAUGAAAGAAUAGCAAAAGAAUUUGAUGGAAUGUUAGGAGGCAAAAGACCAGAUUUAGCAAUCUCUUUAAUUUAUAGAUUUGGUAUUUAUGAUUGUUUAUUUAGCUUACCAACAUCAGGUUUAGACCACACCAAAGUUCAUACCGAAUAUCGUGAACAAUCCAUCUACUACUGCUCACAAGCUAUGAGACUUAUUGAAUGGGGUAGUCAAGAUGAGGAGCUAUCAACAAAAAGACAAAGAUUAUUAUCAGCACUCUGUAUCCCAUUCUAUGGUAUCACAUACUUAAAUGCGAAUAAAAAGAAUAAAGAAACCUCUGUAAUCCACUAUAUGAUCAUCGAAUACCUCAAACUUUCAAAUAAAGACAAUGAUGAAAUCUCUUUAGUUUUGGACACUGCUUAUCAAAUCAGACCUCACGUAUUAAAAUAUAAAGAAGAGGGCCCAUCAAGCUUUAGUAGAAAAAAUGUUGGUCUCAUCAUCCAUAAAUGUGGUGUAUUAUGGAGAGCUGCUUUAGCAAUUGCUUUAAUUUUAGAUUUACCAAAAUACAAUUUUAAUCAUUUUAAUUUCCCAACCUUGUGCGACGAAUCAAAUUUAAUAAUAAACCACUAUAAUUUAUUUUGCGAUGAAAUUAAAGAACAAGAUUUAAUAGGUAUUUGGAAAAUUAAAAGAAUGUUAAAUGGUAAACAGGUACAAGAUUUAUUAAAUAGAAAACCAGGUGAAUGGUUAGCCCCUGUGGUUCAAUCUAUUUUAGAAUGGCAAUUAGAAAACCCAACUUUAAAUGAAAACGAUUGUAAAAAAUGGUUAUUAGAAACUUUUAAAUAA